Molecule: messenger RNA, 708 nt
Organism: Brenthis ino (lesser marbled fritillary)
Lineage: Eukaryota; Metazoa; Arthropoda; Insecta; Lepidoptera; Nymphalidae
Source: the annotation of a GenBank genome assembly
AUGUAUAUAAUAUUUAUACAAGGUAUUCUAUGGUACACCGGUCACUGCCCCCUGUUGAAGUUUCGCUACGGAAAGUGCUACGGCGACAACACCCGUCAGAUUCUUAAAGAGAUACGCUCAAAAGGAUUGUUUAAUAAGCCACUUAAAUAUCGGCCUGGUGACAACUACGAACUCGACAACAUGCCCCGGCGGGUCGUGCCUGCGCGGGAGAUUUACGACGGCUCCCAUCGACAGCCGGCGUACAUGACUGGUUACACUGGAUAUGUACCAGGCAUGAAUUUCACGUAUGGAAAGUCCUAUGGCCGCACUGCUGAUGAUUGCAUGGCGGAUUUCACAGCGAACCAAAGAGAUUUACGACGUAAAGCCGACUUGAACCGAAGUUAUGUAAGGUCAAGGAGCGCACCGAAAAUGGAAACCGUUCACUCUAGAGAUGAGAUCCGACGAGAUCUGCACAGAUUUAGAGAAAUAAACAAAUAUAAGGAGAACACAAUAUCUCCGGAAUUCCCACCAAUAGCUGGUUACACGGGUCAUAUACCGAGGAUAAAGGGUUCAGAAGCUUCCCUCAGCCAACGAUACCACUGCGCUGCAAAACGAGGCUUGGAACUGAUCAAAAUGGAAAGAGAUAAACGGAAGGAGAUACAAAAUGCUGAUGUAAAUAUACGAGCUAUUUUAAAAAACCACGAUAAAACGUCUUAUUGGAAUUGGGGA